AUGCUUGAGCCUGGAGAAGUUCUGGACAUUGGCGACGAGUCCAGCAGCAAUAGCUGCACUGGUCGUUUGCAUUCGAGCUACAAAGAAGCCCAAGUCCAUGACCAGCAGGAGCAUUCACUUCAGCAUUUGUUGGCGGUCGGUUCCCGCCAAUGGGGCAGCGGCGGGUGGUGGGACGGACGCGGGCUGCUGCGAGUCAAGAUUUACGAUUUUGCGGUCUACGCGGACCCCCUCAAGGCCGCGCAUGCACUUCGAAAUUCCACCGCCAUCGCAUCGCCUGAGAAGGGGUACCUGAAGAGCCGUACAUUGAGCUGCGACAGCGGCGGCGGCAGCCGCGCAGCAGCCUCCUACAACAGCCCGACGGAGCUUCUGGUGUCCCCAGCUAGUCGGGUGGAUAUGUCGCUGACGAUUCGCGCAUGUCGGAAUCUGCCGCUGCAAAUGCUGAGUGAGGAGUUUGAGCGCAUUCUACAGCGACGACAUGAAAAGGCCGGCGGUCGGGCGGACGACCCCGCGCUCCGGGAGCUACUGUCGUACUUCUCCAAGGAGAAGCUGCCGGAGCACGUGUUGGUGACGUCGUCCUCCGUCUCUUCCUCACCCUCGGGUGGUGUUGGAGAUGCCGUACGGAAGGGAUCGUCCAUCACCUUCAGUCGCAGCUCCUCGGGCGCUCUAGUUACGGAGGCGGGUGGUCGUGUGUUGGGCAGAGUGGAGUCGCCUGCGCUGGCCGAGGCGCUCUUCGACUUGUACCUGGGAGAUCAGCCCGUGUCGAAGAGAGCCAAGGCCGCUGCCGGUGCUGCCCUGCUGGACAUGGCCGCAGCUGCCACCGACGGGGGCAGCGGCGGUGCCGUCCCCACCCGCUAUCGCUACCGACCCCAACCAGGGGAAAAGCUGGUGUGCGGACCAGGGGCCGCUUCCGGGGCCACGAGUCCCUCAUGGGGGGGUCUGAUAGAUGUGAAGGCAUGCAUCCUGGAGGUGCCAUGAGCAAGGGGAGGAACCUGUGUGCUGGCUGGCUGGCUGGCUGGCUGGCUGGCUGGCUGGUUCCCCCUUAGGAAGGUCCGUCUUUUGCCAUCACGCGCUUUUUAGAAAAUCACGUCAUAUGUAGUCGCAUUGCAUGAGGAUGGUGGUGGUGGUGUUGAAUGAUGAUGGUGAUGGUGUUGAGGGCAAAGUGACGGUUGGAGG
Messenger RNA from Volvox carteri f. nagariensis, 1173 nucleotides. RefSeq lists its product as uncharacterized. The record is from RefSeq and is a predicted model, not a curated record. NCBI's taxonomy places the organism in Eukaryota, Viridiplantae, Chlorophyta, Chlorophyceae, Chlamydomonadales, Volvocaceae. Bases 1 to 975 code for a protein of 324 amino acids. Gene Ontology annotation, molecular function: intramolecular lyase activity. The transcript has 6 exons.